Daldinia childiae is the source of this 1536-nucleotide messenger RNA. Its product is annotated as putative sexual development activator protein. The record is from RefSeq and is a predicted model, not a curated record. Lineage: Eukaryota; Fungi; Ascomycota; Sordariomycetes; Xylariales; Hypoxylaceae. The transcript has 3 exons. The coding region runs from base 1 to 1536 and encodes 511 amino acids.
AUGCUUCCCAUUCAGCCCGAGUCAAAUCUGGUGAAUGUCAUUAUCCCCCAGGCAGAACCGAAAAUGUUCGCUCGCGAACAGCGCAUUACGAGGGGUGGUAGACAUUUAUGGUACCAAUUGGACGUUCUGCAGCAGCCCGAACGUGCGAGAGCAUGUGGUUCCGGACCCAAGUCUUCUGCCGACCGUCGGCCAGUCGAUCCGCCGCCUGUUGUGACCCUGAGGGUCUUUGAAGGAGAGCAUUUCGAAGGUGCCAGGGAUAUCACGUUCGACUACAAUGUCGAUUUCUUCUGUUACGCCUCACUUGAGCAUGCCCGCCCCAUGGCCCACGGCAGGGUGCAAACCCCGGCAGCCACAUCGCCUCCCGUACUUACCGGAUUCCCAGUAUCAGGAUGCUGUUAUCUCGACCGACCCGACCCAGCUGGAUACUUUUUAUUCCCGGAUCUUUCAGUUCGCCACGAAGGACGUUAUCGCUUGGUGUUUAGUUUGUACGAGUUGAUUAAAGAGGAGCAAGACCAGGACCGAGAUGCGCCCCUUCCAGAUCACGAUGAUGGGAUGUCAGAUCUUAGUGCAGGAAAUGCCAACCACCGAAUGGAUCUCAGGUCAUCAGACUUUAUUGUCUAUAGUGCGAAGAAGUUUCCCGGAUUAACCGAGAGUACCUCACUGAGCCGUACGGUUGCCGAGCAAGGUUGCCGAGUCCGUAUCCGUCGAGAUGUUCGCAUGAGACGUCGCGACACCAAGGCAUCUGCAGCUAGCGAAUAUGACAAUAAUGCGGAAGAGGAGUACGCUCGACGUCAGAGACAUAGAACACAGACUCCCGAAGCCUAUCGUGCUCGGUCUAUGAGUAACUCGAGUAUGGAUCGUGCCUCAUAUGCACCGGAGCACCCGCGGCGCCCUUCGAAUGCAGAAUAUGGCCCUCCACCACCAUUAUAUCAAAAUAGCCAAGCUCCUUCGACUAUGCUCAAUUUCGGACAUGGUGGAAAUACAGGAUUCGCUCAGCCUUACGGACCUGCACCAUCUUCUAGCCAAUCGACUCCUGUGUCUCCUGCGGCAUCGAUAUUCCCUCAGAGCAAUAACUUCCCACCGCCGCCGCCGUCACCUAGUUAUGCACCUCCGGGCUAUCCCCAUUAUGAAUCCCCUGUUAGUGAUCCAGAUCUUAGGAGAAGAUCUUCAUCUAGUUACUCGACAAUCUCGGCCAAACCAACGGCUCCGUAUCCACUAUCCCGAGCACCUGCUCGGCCGCCUACCUCCUCUUCCGUCGGGCCUAUGCCUCCACUUUCUGCUAUAAUCGCAAGCCCGAAAAUGUCUCCAAAUUAUUAUCCCGAUCGUUCCGGCUCAAUAUCGGCACUUCCUAGACCGAUGUACCCGCAGAUCGAAUCUCGACCUGUGAAGCGCUCAAUCGAUGAGCUCACAUCUAAUUCCCAACAGGGUCGUAACGUCAACGGCGAUCGUCCUUCGAUAGACUAUCCUGGAGUUCCGUUUUAUAGACGGGCUGAUGGCUCGCAGCGGCCAGCCGCAUUCCCCGAUUCCAUCGCGUAA